Molecule: messenger RNA, 360 nt
Organism: Ogataea philodendri
Lineage: Eukaryota; Fungi; Ascomycota; Pichiomycetes; Pichiales; Pichiaceae
Exons: 2
Coding region: 1-360 (119 amino acids)
Source: RefSeq, a predicted model, not a curated record
AUGGAGAGAGCCAUAGAGGCUUUCUUCAGCUUGCAAUUGUUUGCCAACUUGAGGAGCAGAGUGGAUUGCAACUCCGAGGGAGGUGGAGUUGCUGCUGUCAGGGAGGUUGUAGUAGUUGGACAAGAUCGAGUCAGCAAGAUCGGAGGUCAAGUUGUAAGCAGUGAGCAAACCUUCGACAUUGGAGCAGGACUGAGAUCCGUACUCACUGAUUUGCAUAAUGACGUUGACGAUCCACAAAGCAUGGGAAGUCACCUCGCUACCAAGAAGCGAAGUCAAGUACGAUGUCUGAGACUUGGAAACGGUAACAGCAGAUUUUCCAACAAAGUCAGAGGCCGACUUGGACAAAGUGCGGAAGGCUGA